AUGGAUCGCAGAGGCCUUUAUUGUCCAGGCGAGUUGGACGUGCUGUAUCAAGAUCAAAAUAGAUCAGAGACUACCAUUUGUCUCCCGUCACCCUCACCUGCAAAGCGUGGAUCAUCUUACUACCCAACUGCUGGCGCAAAAGUCUUUGAAGAGUCAAAUCUGGAUCCCUUCUACCUCGAAGAAUCAUUGGCUGCUACACCAUCUUGGAACUCUUACACAUCGGAUAUGCGCAAUGAUAAUUUUGAAGACGAAAGCCAAUACUACUCUCUCUCCUUGAUCCACGAGGAGGACAUCCGCACCCCAUUGAAAUACCCUGGCACAGAUCGCUCCACACUAGCCCAGGUGGAGUUGGAGAAUAGCUUGAGAUUCCACCGAUACACUCCCUCAACGGAGGAACGAAGUCCGCUACACAGUAGCCAGGUUUCGUUUAGCUCCAUUCAUACAGACAUCACCACCCCGGACUUGACGCCUAGCAGCUCGUUUUCUUCAGCGUACGAUUCACCUAACUGUCCCGACGCCGUCUUCAAGGCGACCCAGCAGCUGUACGAGCACGCAAACAGGAUCCAGGUCGAAGCUCCCCGCCGCUUCUAUCUCCCUGCAUCUACACCACCUACAUAUUCUCUUCCCCCUCCCCCGCCGGUGCCUGCUUGCGCCCCGGCGGAUACUCGUCCCACAACGCCUUGCUUUCAGCACUCAAACGAGUCUACUACUACUAUUACCAUGGGCGGCGAAGCUGUUAUUGGGUCCUGCUCAUCGCGGACCCGCCAGAGGAAGCAACCUCCAGCCGCUCUCAACCUGUCACGCGCCUCGAGUUUCCAUCACACAUCUCGCCGCAAGCAAUCUAGCGCUGGAACUCGCCCUCCCCUUGACGGUUCUAUGAUCUCCCCUCCAUGCUUGAUUAACCCAGUUACCAUGGAACCUCAUAUGACCCACUUUGACCACCCUCUCUUCAUUCCUGCCAACGAUACCCCUACUCCCGUUCCUAGCCCUUCGGCUAGCUCCCCACCAAUCUCCCGCCAGUGGACUGCAACCUCAAUGGAGCGGCCUUCCAUUUCUACCAUUGACGGCUUCGGUGAGCAGUCUGUGUGGGAGUCUGACUCGGAGUCCGAGUCAGCAGGCCGUAAAUCGAUGUCUCGCCGGCCUAUAGACACACUGCGCAAGGUUCGCAGCCGUGCUAAGCUCCGUGCAGCCAAGUCACAGCCCCGUCUUAACCAGACCAUGGUUGAUGGCCAGCCAAUUGAGCAGUUCCCGUGCAUGGCGGAGGACAUCAUGGGAGAGCCUAUGCCCGGAGCUUUCCGCCCGAGCAUGGACCGUCCCAGCACUGCCAAAGAUGGCGUGCCGUCAUCCGGCGGCCUCAACACAUUACGGCUGGUUGCGCCUUCCUCCACCUCUCUGACUCGUCCUCCUCGUUCCCGCAAGACUAGCAGCGACAACAGCUCUGACGCUGAUCGCUCUGCCGCAGCAGUUUUCCAAGCUCAGUUCCGGCCCCGCCAGCGCUCUGACUCCCCCCCACACUCUAAUUCCACCUCUGAGGGUGACAAGGAGAAGUUGACCUCGUUCUGCUAUGACCAGUUCUCCCAAGCACCUGUCAAAGUUGCUCGCGAGCAACGGCCUCUCUACCAGCGAUUUAUGACCACCUUGCGGUCAUUAAAUUGCCACAAGCCCCAAAAGUCCCACAAGAAAAGCAAUGUUACAACCAUCUGA
Messenger RNA from Penicillium griseofulvum, 1704 nucleotides. RefSeq lists its product as uncharacterized. The record is from RefSeq and is a predicted model, not a curated record. Bases 1 to 1704 code for a protein of 567 amino acids. Lineage: Eukaryota; Fungi; Ascomycota; Eurotiomycetes; Eurotiales; Aspergillaceae. The transcript has a single exon.